CUGCAGUGAGAUUCUUGAGUGGCGUCGCGAGCCGCAACAGUGACCAGGCAGCUCGAGCACAGGUUUUAGGUGUAAUUUAAUCAGAGGACACUAUGUCUCGGAGGUAUGACUCUAGAACGACAAUCUUCUCUCCAGAGGGGCGUCUGUAUCAGGUAGAAUAUGCCAUGGAGGCCAUUGGUCACGCUGGCACCUGCUUGGGCAUUCUGGCAAAUGAUGGCGUGUUGCUGGCAGCCGAGAGGAGAAACAUUCAUAAACUGCUGGAUGAGGUUUUCUUUUCUGAGAAGAUUUACAAACUCAAUGAAGACAUGGCGUGCAGCGUAGCAGGAAUUACCUCAGACGCCAACGUCCUGACAAACGAACUGAGACUCAUCGCACAGAGGUAUCUCCUGCAGUAUCAGGAGCCAAUCCCCUGCGAGCAACUGGUUACUGCACUUUGUGACAUCAAACAGGCUUACACACAGUUUGGAGGUAAGAGGCCCUUUGGUGUGUCUCUUCUGUACAUGGGGUGGGACAAACAUUACGGAUUCCAGCUCUAUCAGAGUGACCCAAGCGGAAACUAUGGAGGCUGGAAGGCCACAUGCAUCGGCAACAACAGCGCAGCUGCUGUGUCGAUGCUAAAGCAGGACUAUAAAGAGGGAGAGAUGACACUAUCAGCUGCCCUCGCUCUUGCUGUCAAAGUGCUAAACAAGACCAUGGACGUCAGCAAGCUCUCAGCAGAGAAAGUCGAGAUCGCCACACUGACACGAGAGAACGGCAAGACUAGAAUCAAAGUCCUCAAGCAGAAGGAAGUUGAAGAACUGAUCAAGAAACACGAAGCAGAAGAGGCCAAAGCAGAGAAGGACAAAAAGGAUAAGGAACAGAAGGAGAAAGACAAAUAAAAUAUAACCUUGCACUUGUUUUCUAUUAAAAUGAGAAACUCAGCUGGGAUUUGUUGAGAAAUUCAUAUUACUCUGUCUGUCAAUCUGUCAUUUUCUUUAUUAAACAAAACUAAAAGAUAAAUGCAUUGGUCUGGGU
This is a messenger RNA of Xyrauchen texanus (razorback sucker), 1014 nucleotides long. Its product is annotated as proteasome subunit alpha type-4. The record is from RefSeq and is a predicted model, not a curated record. Gene Ontology annotation, biological process: ubiquitin-dependent protein catabolic process. Bases 93 to 878 code for a protein of 261 amino acids. Lineage: Eukaryota; Metazoa; Chordata; Actinopteri; Cypriniformes; Catostomidae. Gene Ontology annotation, cellular component: proteasome core complex, alpha-subunit complex; proteasome core complex; cytosol. The transcript is spliced from 9 exons.